UUAAAACUGACCCGUGAUCCAAUUCUCUCGGCCUAUCACUCCCGACACAGCCGUCCAACGCCACCAACUCCAUCUCAAUGGAUGAAGAAAAGGCCGCGGCCUACUAUGACGAGCUCUCUCGAAAAGGAGGCGGCGCUGCGCGAUUCAAGCAAGGCCUGGGCUUCUCUGCCGCAUCCAGCUCAAACGACGCCGUCCCUUCCGUAGGCUCUGCCAUCCCUUCCGCCGCUUCCUUCCACAGUAAGUUCGUCAGAGAGUCGGCUUCGAAGAAUGAAGAGUCAGAGAAAAAAUAUCAGCUUCACACAAUCCAGAACAAGCUGAAGAAGAAACCUAAAGAAGAAGACAAAUCCAUUUCUGCUUCGAAGGUUUCCAGGGACCGGCAUAAUGACAGUAAAAAUUCGCGCCUUAGCCGUGAAAUUCACACGAACGGAAGAAGCCGGAGUAGAAGCCGAGAGAGGUAUUCUAAGCGCCGGAGCCGGAGUAAAGAUAGGGAGAAGGAUUCAAGUCUUAGAAGCAGGAGCGACAGCUCUAACCAUAGACAUAGGUCUAGAAGUCAAAGUAGAAAUAGAGCUAGAGAGAGGAGGAGGAGGUCAAGUAGUGGUUCAGAUGAAGAGAGGGACAAGAGGAGGAAGAAUAGUAAUGUGUCACCGCCAGAUGGAAGAUCAGGGAAGAAGUCUAAGGCUGGAAAGGGUAGAAAAGACUUUGUUGAUUAUGCCGCGGUGAUUGAGGGGUAUGACAAAAUGACUCCAGCUGAAAGAGUUAAAGCCAAAAUGAAAUUACAGCUAUCUGAAACUGCUGAGAGAGAUGAAGCAAACGGAAUGGGUUCUGGAUGGGAACGUUUCGACUUUAACAAGGAUGCUCCUCUGGAUGAUGAGGAGAUUGAAGUUGCAGAAGAUGAUGCAGUGUUAGUCAAACACAUUGGUCAAACUUUUCGGUUUUCUACAAUGGAGGCUAGAAGGGAAGACCGAAUCAAGGCUGCUCAUGAUGAGGCUAUUUUUGGUUGUUCACGUCAAGACGAGAAUGUUUAUGGAACUGCUUCACAUCCACCUUUCAGUGAGGCAGAUGAUGAAAUAGAAAAAGAGAAUGUCAAAACCCCUGAAAGUGACCCUUUGAUGAAUCUCAUCAGUGACCAGGUGAUGGCAAUGCAAGAGGUUUCAUGGCGUAAUCGUGCCCGUCGAUCUUAAUUGAAAUGUAUUUUGUGUUGGAGAUUUUAGUGUCACCGGCCGUUUUGUGUAAUUGGAAUUGACAUGAGUACCCAUGAGAAUUAGAACUGUGUUCUAAUACAAGCUAGUAGGUGUGGAGUGCACACUUGUAUAUAAGAACGGGUUUUAUUUUAUUCCAAAGUGUCUACGUCUCAAUUCAGAACACUCAGUAGACCAACUAUGUGGUUCUAGACUGAGGUCUAGAGCGGUUGGGCAAUUUUGUGCAUUUUUCCAAAAACUGACAUGAUUAUUCUCAAAUGUGUUGUAACUGUAUGGAACGGUUAAUAUCGAUAUAUAUUACCAUAUUUCGUACAAAGAAGGGAGAGACAAGAGAUACAACA
Cuscuta europaea is the source of this 1540-nucleotide messenger RNA. The record is from the annotation of a GenBank genome assembly. Lineage: Eukaryota; Viridiplantae; Streptophyta; Magnoliopsida; Solanales; Convolvulaceae.